AUGAAUAGUGUAUCAGUAUAUCAGCGACUAAAACCCGAUGCAAAUCAUACCUACAAACUAAUUCAACUUCCACCAUCGCUCCAAAAUAAACUAGAACAGGAUACAAAUCAUUCCUCACUAAAAUUGGAACUAAAGUCAAACAAGGGUCAUGAUAACGUUGUUAUAUGUACUGAGAACGAGACUUUUAAACUUCGGCAGAAUAAUCACUCAAAUACAAUCUUGCUCAUGCGUUCAAUGCAUAAUGAAGAUACCAAUAACAAAAUCGUUAAAAACGCCAAAGCCACCAAUGUCACUAGUGUCCAACCUCCUCAACAAAAUUGGCUUGUUGGAUUUGCCAAAUGCCCAUAUAUUUACGAACUAGCUCCUGUAAAAGGAAACAUUAACAUACUUGAAAUUCCCAUACUUCAUCCUAGCAUGUUAAAUGAUCUCAAAAAGUUGUCAAAAUCAACUAAUUUUGCACAAAGCCCCAAUAAGCAACAAUUACUAAAAUCCAGCUGCUGUUCAAAGACAGAGUUCCAACAUCUACUUAUUGAACACCUCAUUUGUGAAAUUCAUGGCCAUUGUUUCCGAGUUUCAAGAAGUUUGGAAGUAGAAAUCUUGUUCCAUAUCAUCACCUUUUUGAUUAGCCGAAAUCAGCUCUCCGAAUUCAAUUUACAAGACUUGAAAGAAGUGGUCAAACUGAAUCUGAACUGGUCUAGUUCAAUGGUUUAUACUGUUAUAAAGAAAUAUUCGUAUAGUGCUGAAUCCACAAACGCCGAAGCAAAUGAUUUUGAAAUUGUUGACACAAAAAACGAAAUAAGUAACAAUGCUCCACGUACCCUUGAUGAUGCAAAAAUAGUCAAACUUUUCGGCAUUGUUGAACUUGGGAAAACCUCCACAACUAUACUGACUCAGGAGUUUCUCCUAAACUGGAAAACUUCGCUUCCUUCCUUUUACAAUGUCCCUCUAGAAAUCACGUAUUUACUAGGAUAUUAUGUUACCAUCCAACAGGGCCAUAUCCAAUAUAUAAACCCGGACAAUUUGAGUUCCGACUUGGGCACCCGAUUUAAAGAACUAUUAAAUAUAGUGAAAAUAUGGCCAUACGAGGAGUUUGUUAGUUUUAUUGAGCCGUUGGUGCCGAAGGAGAGGAAAUUGGACUCGGUGAUUAUCAAAUAUGGAAGAAAGAAAAGGUUGGGUCGAGACAAGUUUGUUGUUUGCGGAAGGUGA
Messenger RNA from Lodderomyces elongisporus, 1206 nucleotides. RefSeq names its product Dcc1p (gene DCC1). The transcript has a single exon. Gene Ontology annotation, cellular component: Ctf18 RFC-like complex; chromosome, centromeric region; chromatin. The coding region runs from base 1 to 1206 and encodes 401 amino acids. The record is from RefSeq and is a predicted model, not a curated record. NCBI's taxonomy places the organism in Eukaryota, Fungi, Ascomycota, Pichiomycetes, Serinales, Debaryomycetaceae. Gene Ontology annotation, biological process: mitotic sister chromatid cohesion; maintenance of mitotic sister chromatid cohesion.